Gongylonema pulchrum is the source of this 810-nucleotide messenger RNA. The record is from the annotation of a GenBank genome assembly. NCBI's taxonomy places the organism in Eukaryota, Metazoa, Nematoda, Chromadorea, Rhabditida, Gongylonematidae.
GUAUCUGAUGGUGUAGAAGUAACGGUGGAAAAUUCAGGGGAAUACACAAUGAAAACAUUAGCGACGAACAGGGAAAGCUGCUCUGUAAAUUGGUUUAGCAGUCUUCGCUGUAGAGUACUGGAACAUUUGGCCGAGAUUAUUCAGAAUGGUCCAGACGAGUUGGUUGGCGAAAUUGUCAAUAUCAGGAUUGCCUGGCCUGCUCUUCGAGCAGAUGUGGAGAUACGGAUUGAUUUUAUUAAAAAUGGCGGAUUUGAGCUUCUUUCGAAUCAAAUGCGAGGAUAUCCAGCAACAGAAGAAAUAGCUUCGUCUUUGUUCUCACUACUUUGUGAAGAAUCAGUGCGUUUCAAUGACGACUUCGAUGCAAAUCGUCUUGCUGUACUACACGUCAAUCAUUUCAAGUGCUUAUCUUUGAAAGCAAUUUUUGCAUUGUGGGAAGAAAGCGUUUGUCCAUCAAGUCUGGCCGUCUGCGAGAAUGUUUCCUCGGCUUUAAGAAAGACUGCCUUGAUGAUUUUUCCGACGAUUUUCAUUUGCUUUUGUUUUCACUGCAGCUUCGAUGCAAAUCGUCUUGCUGUACUACACGUCAAUCAUUUCAAGUGCUUAGCAUUAAAAGCAAUUUUUGCGUUAUGGGAAGAAAGCGUUUGUCCUUCAAGUCUGGCCGUCUGCGAGAAUGUUUCCUCGGCUUUAAGAAAGAUCUUCGCUGACAAUGAUAUGUUAAUGCAAGCAAUGAUGGAUGCCGGGUUGUGCCUCACAAUGGUAUCUGUCUUGAAACGCAUUGCUGCAUUGCCUUCCAUGUAUGAUUUCAUUUUAUAA